AUGCUCUUUGAGAUCCUUCAGACCAGGAUCAUGGUGAAGAAGGCACUGAAGGAACUCCAAAAGCCCGGAGCAUCUGCCGAGGCUCGCGCUCGACUGCUGGAUGCCAGACAAUUUGGCUUGAAGAUGAUUGCCAAUGUGACCUACGGCUAUACCGGCGCCUCUUUCAGUGGCCGGAUGCCUUGUGUGGACUUGGCGGAUGCCAUCGUGCAGACGGCCAGGCGCACCUUGGAGCGCGCCAUCCGUUGGGUGGAGCAACACAUCCCCCGCGCCGAGGUCCUUUAUGGGGACACCGACUCCAUGUUCGUCCGCCUACCUGGGCAUUCAAAGGAGGAGGCUUUCCAGGUGGGCGCCAAGAUUGCUCAGGAGGUGACGAAGCAGAACCCCCGGCCGGUAGAGCUGCAGAUGGAGAAGGUCUAUUGGCCCUGCUGCCUGGUGUCAAAGAAGCGCUAUGUGGGUCAUGCCUGGUCAUCCCCGAACGAUGUGGCUCCCGUCUUCGAUGCCAAGGGCAUUGAAACCAUUCGCAGAGAUCAGUGUGCGGCCACGCAGCACCUGAUGCGAGGUGCUUUGGAGAACUUCUUCGAGUCGAAGGGGAACUUGUCUCAGCUGAAGCAGUUCAUUCGGCGGCAUGUGGAUAGGAUCCGCGAGGGCCGGUUCACGGUGAAGGACUUCAUUUUCCAUCACGAGGUCAGGGCCCCUGAUGAGUACAAGGGCCAGGGCCCUUUAGCUGCUCAGGCCGUGCGCCGCAGCGGCCUUCCUUGGCCUUCGCCGGGCGAACGGUGGGAGAACAUGGCGGAGAGAGGUUUCAGUCCCGAUCAUGUUACACCUCCGGAGACCAGCAGAGCACCCAUCAUCUUCAGUCCAAACAUGGCCCAGCUGGAAUUUGCCGUGGGCUGCACAUGCGGCAGUUUGCUAGGCUUUGGCCUCUUUCGUCCUCUUAGCCGACGAAGAGCCACCGCCGGGCCCAAUGAGCGGUUCUGGGACGUGCUAUUGCUGCGGAUCGAGUCGGCUGAGCUGGGGCCAUUUCUCAUCUCGAUGACCUUUCAAUCCAUGGUCUACCCGCUGAGUAUCGCUUAUAGCUUUUACUCCCGGCACACUGCAGCUGUUGCUUGGGUCCCCAGCACAGGCAGCCUCUUUCAGGAGAAACUCUUUGGGCAGCGGCUCUUCCUGUAUCUCCUCUUCGGAUAUCUUUUGAAUGAUUUGCCUCGCUGCUGGGAUAACAUUCUUUUUCGACUCCACCACGGGGUGAGUUUGUUAGGCAUUUUGGUGCUGCUUCAGGCACCGGAAGGGGGCGCGCCGUUGACCUUGGCCAUCUUUGCCGCGGAGUGCGGGAGCUUGUUCUACAACGCUUGGUUGAUACACCCGAGCCUCGGGACCUCGGGCGGUGGGACCACCCGGAGGUCUCGCCUGGGACCUGGGUGCACUCGGAGGUCGAAAGCGAACGGAACAGGUCUGAGGGACGAAGGUCUUGGGAGGUCCAUGCUGAGGUCGUUUUCGAACAGGUCCAUGCUGAGGCUUCACGGGAUGGGCGCAUCUAUGCACGGCCAAUUGGCGCAGCUAUGCAGCGCCAAUGACUAUAGAGUACACAUGCAUAUGAGCUACGGUCAAGACAUGCGAAGAUCAAUUUGGUAAAGAGGGGUAGGUUUGUGCACAAAGCCCUGCAAAACCAUAGGGUCCACAUCAAAACCGAAAACCCAAGUGCGGUAUAUGAAUGCGGCGAACUCAAAACACUGCGUAAAACGAUAAGGUAGAAAAUCCAGACCGAUAACGUCCAGUUUUUAGUUGAAUUAAGGAUAAUAAUGAGUAUAUGUUUGUAUUAAAAGAAUGUCUCUCAGAUGUACACAUGAUAUUCAGAACAUUUCAGAACUGUCAGGAAAUCGAGGGUUUCAGCCAAUCGGAUCGCUCCCUUUCGUUCGAGUGUCACAUCGGUCGACCAGAUCGCGCUGCCUCCAUGGGCCUGGUGGACUGCCGGUGUUGACUGGGGGUUGACUGGGAAAGGCUGAUCCUCCAGUCCCGAGCUCGGAGAUUCCGACUCCCGGCACUCCGAGACUGUGUCGACUGGCCAUUGAGACCAUUGGUGGUUGAAUCACAAGGGUUGAGUCCUCAGACCGCCAGAGCUGUGUCAUUGGAUCAUCUCCAGGUCGGGUCGGUCGGUCAGGUCAUUCCUGCCUGGGGCCUGCGGUCUAGCCCACCGGCCAUACCGGUGCUUCGGUCUUCGACCUCAGGACGAUGCUCCACUUGCCGCGACACUUCCCCUGGUGGCCCAAAUCCGACGGUCUCAUCGACGUGGCCUAUCGCGUGGGGAUGACGGUCUCCAACAUCGUUUCUGGUUUCUUCCUGAUAGAUUGCUUACGAGCAAAUUGGGCAGAGCACAAGGCCUUCGCGAUCUUCUUUGC
Molecule: messenger RNA, 2393 nt
Organism: Durusdinium trenchii
Lineage: Eukaryota; Dinophyceae; Suessiales; Symbiodiniaceae
Source: the annotation of a GenBank genome assembly